Molecule: messenger RNA, 753 nt
Organism: Penicillium cinerascens
Lineage: Eukaryota; Fungi; Ascomycota; Eurotiomycetes; Eurotiales; Aspergillaceae
Exons: 1
Coding region: 1-753 (250 amino acids)
Source: RefSeq, a predicted model, not a curated record
AUGGCGGACGUCAGAUCGCUCCUCCGGAAUGAACUAGCUUCGCGCAAGGGCGCGUCGCCAAAUACCUCAGGGAACCGUGUCAGCAAAAAGCGCAAGGUGGAUAAUGGGGAGGGCGCGAUACGCAAGAAGCUACGAUCCACAGAUCUCGAAGCCGUUCAGGCUGCAGCGAGUGUACAGGGCGCCGCUCCCACCGCUCAAGAGACACCCGAGGAUGACGUCUUGGAAUCCGUCGACGAGGACGACUUGGCAGGCCCCGAACAACCCCUCGAUGAGAGCCAACAGAUCACUGCGCCAGCGGCACAACAAAUACCGCCACCGCAGGAAGCCUCUGGUGCUGUCGAUGAGGAUGAAUGGGCUGCCUUUGAACGCGAAGUCGCCGCGCCAACCCGAAUGCCACAUGCGCCAGCUGCCGUCGCAGCCGAAGCGACGAUAUCCGCGGCCCCCGUAACCAACGAGGAGCUUGCGGCGCAACAAGAUAGAGAGAAGGUAUCCGCCGGUCGGACAAGGGAAGCCGAAUUGGAAGGAGAGCGAGAGGAUGCGGCGCGAUUUAUGGAGGAAGAGUUUGAUGAGAUGGACCAACUUGAGGAGCGUGUGCGGAGGUUGAAGCAUAUGCGAGAGGAAUUACGACAAAAACGUGGCAAAGACCAGACCAGAGACGUCCCUAUGUUGUCGGAGGAUCAACAGGCAGGACCUGCAGCUGAGAGUGACAGUGAUGAUGACGACGAGGAUUGGGACGAUUGGCGUUUCAAAUGA